Molecule: messenger RNA, 776 nt
Organism: Drosophila guanche
Lineage: Eukaryota; Metazoa; Arthropoda; Insecta; Diptera; Drosophilidae
Product: probable proteasome subunit beta type-2
Exons: 2
Coding region: 77-709 (210 amino acids)
Biological process (GO): proteasomal protein catabolic process
Cellular component (GO): proteasome core complex
Source: RefSeq, a predicted model, not a curated record
CUCACAAUUUAGUUGUUCAAUAAAUACACAAUUCACCUUGCACCUAAAUCAAUUGUGUUACAAAUUUGCCGUUGGCAUGGCCAUGGAAACAAUUUUGGGCAUCAGGGGACCGGACUUCGUGAUGCUUGCCUCUGACACAAUGCAGGCCAAGUCCCUGAUCUUCAUGAAAGAUGACCAAUCGAAAAUACACAGACUCUCGGACUUCUCCAUGAUAGCCACAGUGGGCGAUGGUGGCGACACCCUGCAGUUUACGGAUUAUAUAUCGAAGAACCUGCACCUGUACAAGAUCGCCAACGGGUACCACUUGAGUCCACGUGCAGCAGCUCACUUCACCCGCAAGAAUCUGGCCGACUAUAUACGCAGCAAUACCCGCUACCAGGUGGCAAUGUUGCUGGCAGGCUACGACGUCGUCGAGGGACCCGACCUGCAUUACAUCGACUCCUUCGGAGCUGCUCAGUCCAUUAACCACGCCGGCCACGGAUGGGGCAGCGUUUUCUGUGGCAGCAUCCUGCAAAGGUACUGGCACCAGAACCUGACCCAAGCGGAGGCUGUUUCCAUCCUGAAGAAGUGUGUGGCCGAGAUCCAGAAGCGUUUAAUCAUCAACCAGCGCAAUUGGGACGUGUUCGUGGUGGACCGUAGUGGAAUGCGUCAGCUGGAGAGCAUCAAUCCGGCCUCACUGAGCUUUGACGUUCUCAGCUUGAACUGGUAGAGCGGAAUCACUGGGACCCGUCCUCAGUUUCUGAAAGCCUAAUAAUUGUGCACUUUAUUUUGGUAAA